GCUCAGUGCAGCGCUCGGCAGUAGUAGGGGAGCAGCGUUAUACAGGGGGGUCCCAUCAGCUCCCCCCACCACCCUCACAUCUGGACCCGGCACAUGUGGGACGUCGCCUCAUUUGGCCCCAGCGUUUGAGUCUCACUGUAAAGGGGGCUUAUUCCUACCCACAGGAUGUCUCACCUAUCGGUCAACGACCACUUGGAGGGGAUCCUCUCCGACUUUGAAGCUUUGAAAAGAUCUUUUGACAUGGAGGACAUUGAUGACACCCCUGUGUUUUCCUCAACUUCUCCGCUUACGUCUCCCUUCAGUCCAAGUCAACCUUCUGUGACACGAACAAGCAAUGGGGACAGCCAGAUAUCCACAGGAUCCCACCAGCCACUCUAUCAGUCCCGUAUCCGCAUUAGUUCCAGCUGUAGUCCAUCCCAGAGUCCUGUUCUAAAAUCCAGGAUCACCAGCAGCUUGUCCUUUAACCGUGGGACCAUGCAAAUGGCUAAAGCCAAUGGAACAGCAGGCCUCACCCGUGUUUCUUCAUUCCAAACUCGACUUCACCCCAGUGGCUUUUCGUCUUCUGCACAAGGCAGUGACAGUGAAAGUCUCCACAGCUCCUCAUCCAGCCUAGAGUGUACUCUUCCAACGAAACCUUUCCAAUCACUCCGUCCUACUCAGACAUCUGUUGGCUCUGGUAUCACAGUCCCAAAUGUACCCAGCCCAGUCCUGAAAAAAUUUUCCUCCCAUGGAAGUGUAUUUCAUUCUGAGAUUGAGCGCCCCGGAGUCCGUCUGGUGCCAAUGCCUUCCAAUAACCAUGGUUCUUUGCCAUCUUUAGAUCUACAUAUUGCUGAAGACCAGAUUCCUGACCUGGUUCCUUCUCCAGAUGCUGGAUAUCCACCAUCAGAGGGAUGGAGUUCGCCAUCACCAGAUUACAAACGUCCUCUGUCUAGGAACACCACAUCGAUUAGUCGCGAGCCUUCAUUUUCCUCUUCUUCAUCUUCGUCACCACCUACUGAAUGUACACCUCUCAACUGCAGCUUGACUUCCUCACCUUCUCCUUCUCCAGUUUUUGGACCUGUCCAACCAGCCACUCUUCAGAAGUUCCCAGUGUCUCUGCAAAGCUCUGUUGGAAGAUCUAAUGGUUCUGGUCCAGAGCAGCUUAACAGACCAUUGCCACGGACACAACUAAGAGUCAACCUCCACUCCAUACCUACUGUAUCUUCUCAUUCAGCCAAGGAGAAGACAGAAGUGUCCUUCAAAAGUCAACCUCAUAUCAUAUCAGGAGGGAGGACAUCAAGUGCCAAUAACUUUAUCAACCAAGUUCCACCCUUUUCAGGCAUUUUGAUGCAAGCACACCAACAUGAAGAAUUUGGGCAAGAAUCAAACCAUGUCAAUAAUGUGAAGCCUUCAGAAAUAAAUUCAUCAACAGAGAAGCUCCGUUCCAUGAUGCAGAGGGCCAACUCCUUUAAUAAAGCCGAUAAUGAUAUUUUACAAGGUCAGUCUGUUCGAGAAGACACAGUCAUUGAAAAGUCAGCAGGUCGUGUAGCUGAUCUUAUAAAGAGUGUACAAGAAACGGCCACCAAUGAAAAGUCCUCCUCCUCAAGCAGAUUACAAGGAAAUGGACAUAUGACCUCCAUAUCUAAUGUACAUGAUGACCAGCAAAAGCAGAAGCUAUUGGAAGGAUCUGGGAAUAGUGUUCCCUCACUCAAUCAUUGCCUUCGCAGUGAACCCAAGCUGAAGGUACCGCCAGAAGUCCCCUUGAUGGUGUCGUGUAAGGAAGAAGAUGUUUCACAGAACUUGGUGGAAGAAAAAUUACAGGUCACAGAUUCCAUAUUGGAAGAUUACAGCCCCAAAUCAGAGCGAGCGAGCAGCGGCAGCAGCAGGAUGGAGGAGCCGAGCCUGGCCAGACCAGCAGAAGACGCUAAGAUGUGCGAGGAUCUGGGCCGGGAGCCCUUCGGCUACGUAGGCAUCGACUCCGUGCUGGACCAGAUGAAGCGCAAGGCCAUGAAAUACGGCUUUGAGUUUAACAUCAUGGUGGUGGGUCAGAGCGGUUUGGGCAAAUCCACACUUGUGAAUACUUUGUUCAAGUCAAAAGUGAUCCGCAAAGCUCCCGGGGCCGGGAUUCCUAAAACUUUGGAAAUGAAAGCCGUCAGUCAAGUGAUCGAGGAGAGAGGGAUGGAAAUGAGGCUCACGGUGAUCGACACGCCAGGAUUUGGAGAUCAGAUCAACAAUCAAAACUGCUGGGAACCAAUUAUUAAAUACAUCCAUGAGCAAUAUGAGAAAUACUUGAGAGAGGAGAUCCUGGUCAACCGGAAACGCAGAAUUCCAGACUCACGUAUUCACAGCUGCAUCUACUUCAUCCCCCCCACAGGCCACUGGCUGAGACCGCUGGACCUCGAAUUCAUGAAACGCCUAGGCCGUAUUGUGAAUGUAGUUCCCAUCAUUGCGAAAGCGGACACACUCACAUUGGAAGAGAGGGAAGAGUUCAAACAGAGGAUAAGGAAGGACCUGCAGACCCAUGGAAUCAGUGUGUACCCCCAAGCAGAGCUGGACGAAGACCCCACAGAGGCUUUACUAAACAGCAAAAUCCGGGAGAAGAUACCUUUUGCCGUGGUAGGGACGGACGAGGAACAUCAGGUCAACGGCAGGAGGAUCCUAGGACGAAAGACCAAGUGGGGCAUCAUAGAAGUGGAGAACACAUCGCACUGUGAAUUCGCCGAUCUGAGAGAUUUGCUGAUCAGAUCCAACCUUCAGGACCUGAAGGACAUAACCCACAACAUCCACUACGAGUCCUAUCGGGUCAGCCGGCUGAACGAGAAGAUGAACGGCACUCCGUCACAGCUGAAGGAGCCUUCCGGCUUAUGAGUCACGGGCAACGCCUCCAAAAUAGUGCCUGUCUAAUGGACAUAUCGGCUCACCGCCGGUCUCACUUCACCACAGAGACAGCCAAUAAAAUGGUGGACUCACCACGUCAACCUCCGAUGUACGCCAACACUGCCGACCUAUGUCACAACCACUUGUACACUGUGCCGGACGUCUCCCAGGCACACCACAACUCAUUGACAUCUGUGCCGGAGAUGCCAGUCACUGCCCGUGCCACACCACACCUUGGUGAUGGUCAACUUCAAUGACUCGUAAAGCCACUUGUCAACCAUAUGUCAGUCCAAACCAGUGGGUACAAGUAAAAGCAAAGGUCCACUAACCCAAACUGGUUGACUGCCACAUGAGUGCCUCGAUGUCUGAUACCCCAAGAUUCUUGAAAUAACAUCGAAGUUUUAGAUCUGGUGGACACCAUAAUGCUGUUUUGCCAAGUAGAGGACCAUCGAUGGUGUUUGAAGUUCUGUUCUAAACUCCAUUUUAUGGAACCAAGGCCAAGUUGAAUGUCUUCAUAUCAAUCUAUCGGUUCUGGGGUAUCAAAGCAACACCCCAAAUUAGGUCUAGGAAUGCUACCCAUGCCCAGGUACGCCACCUCUCUGGCAAACAUUCAAUACAUCCAGUUUGUAUGACAGGUACACCAGUUCAUUACCAGUGGAGUAUAAUUGACUGAACCCGCCAUGUCCCGAGCAUAUUUGUCCCCUGUGGGCGGAAUGUACACGCGUAAUUAUACCAGUUUGUGCCCAUUGAAUGAGCCUUGACAACAGCAGCAAUAUACAACUGAAGAAUCGACCAAAAAUACAGUUAAAGGAGACGGCCUGGCGCGUGACCUGCGACAUUUCUAUUUUCCUAAGAUGAUUUGUAUAUGUUUCUAUAUAAAGGACCAAGACUGUCAGCAACCAGGAGGAGGCGAGGUCUGUACGGUGCCCCCCGGGCCGAGCGACAACGAGACGGUGGAGAGAUUCUUCUAUAGAGAUACCAGAAUGUAAAGUGAAAGAAAGAGAAAUACACAUUUAUAUAUAAUGUUAUGUCACAGAAGUUUUUUUUCUCCAGAUUUUUUUUAACAAUUUAUUUACAAUAUAAGAAUCUUUCAUCUUGUCUGUUUUCUAUGUAAAACAAAAUCGGGUCCAUAUCUUAUCUGCUAUUAUUUUCUAUAACUGUUCCCUGAGUCUGAGAUUCUCCAUAAAUAAAAAUGAGUUCAGAC
Messenger RNA from Bufo bufo (common toad), 4060 nucleotides. RefSeq names its product septin 12 (gene SEPTIN12). Gene Ontology annotation, biological process: cytoskeleton-dependent cytokinesis. The transcript is spliced from 11 exons. Gene Ontology annotation, molecular function: GTPase activity; molecular adaptor activity; GTP binding. Lineage: Eukaryota; Metazoa; Chordata; Amphibia; Anura; Bufonidae. The coding region runs from base 166 to 2847 and encodes 893 amino acids. The record is from RefSeq and is a predicted model, not a curated record. Gene Ontology annotation, cellular component: septin complex; septin ring; cell division site.